Molecule: messenger RNA, 2411 nt
Organism: Pocillopora damicornis (cauliflower coral)
Lineage: Eukaryota; Metazoa; Cnidaria; Anthozoa; Scleractinia; Pocilloporidae
Product: glutathione hydrolase 1 proenzyme-like
Biological process (GO): glutathione catabolic process
Cellular component (GO): plasma membrane
Molecular function (GO): glutathione gamma-glutamate hydrolase
Source: RefSeq, a predicted model, not a curated record
AUGGUCUCUGGGUUUAGAAAAAUAAAUCAAACGCAGAGCACGUUUUUGCAGAACAAGUAUCUUAUUGAGUCUUCUCCUUUUAGGAAGAUCAUAAUAAUUGUGGUUGUGGGCGUGACCACACUUUUGACGACGGGAGGCAGUCUUCUUGGUAAUUACUUAAAUGAAGAUUCCCCCGACCAAUCACCUGACAAAUCAUCUGGCGGACCCUAUGAAAGUAGAGUGGUUGCCACAGAUACACCGGAUUGCUCCAAAAUCGGAACCGACACCCUAAAAGUUAACGGUUUAGCAGUGGAUGCUGCCAUCGCCGCCAUGUUCUGUCUGGGUGUGGUCAGCAUGCACUCAUCAGGGAUAGGAGGUGGGGGAGUGAUGUUGGUGUACGAUCAAAUAUCAAAGAAAGCCACAGUCAUCGACUUUAGGGAAACUGCCCCAGCCACAGCUCACAAGAACAUGUUUAAAGGCAACGAACUUAAAGCCAAGAAAGGUGGUCUGUCUAUCGCUGUUCCCGGUGAGGUGCACGGUCUAUACGAGGCUUGGAAAAUAUAUGGUCGGUUACCAUGGAAACGCCUGGUUCAACCUGCCAUUGAUUUGGCCAAAGAUGGAUUUAUUGUAACUCAAGCUGUGAAAGAAGCUGUGCGUGAGAAUAAAGAAGAUAUUAAAAACGACCCAGGAUUAAGGGCGCUGCUCCUUAAAGACAAUGAGCUGGUUAAAAAGGGAGAUGUUAUUAAGAAUGUAGAGUACGCAAGGACUCUAGAAAGAGUGCGUGACGAUCCUGACUCCUUUUACAGUGGAACGCUCGCUAGGGACAUAUUGCGUGACAUUGGGAAAGUCAAUGGGAUCGUGACUCAAAGAGAUUUAAGGAGUUAUACGUCGAUUAUAAGAGAGCCAUACCAGAGUAACAUCCAGGACAUGACAAUGCACCUGACCCCACCCCCCACAAGUGGCGCUGUGCUGGCGCUGAUCUUAAACAUUUUAAGAGGGUACGACAUGACAUCAUCAGAUCGCGAUGACAAGAACACCAAAGGGCUUACUUAUCAUCGAAUCAUUGAAUCCUUUAAGUUCAGUUAUGCGAGGCGCGGUCAGCUUGGAGACCCCGAGUUUGACUCCAGAAUAAAUGAGAGAGCGGAAAUGAUGUUAGAUCCAGAACUAGGUGAUGACCUUCGUAAAAAAAUACGGAACAAGACAAACAAGAAUGGAGCGUAUUACGACGCGGAUUCAUUUUCGAACGCUGAUUACGGUACGACACACGUGGUUGUAAUGGACCAAUAUGGAAACGCAGUUUCUGUGACAUCCACUAUCAACAUGAAGUUUGGCGCUAAAUAUCGAUCCAAUAAAACAGGCAUCAUUUACAACAAUGAGAUGGCCGAUUUUGAUAAUCCUGACGACGACCCAGUGGAUGAUAUUUUUCCUUCACCAUUCAAUUUUCCUGAGCCAGGCAAGCGACCGUUCUCUUCCAUGUGUCCCACCAUUUUAACCGAUGACGACGGAAAAGUUCAGCUUGUCAUCGGUGCCUCCGGCGGGAAAAUGAUAACCACAGCAGUGUCACUGGUCUUAAUGAACAAACUCUGGUUUGGAGAUAACUUGUCUGAAGCAGUGGACAAACCACGACUGCAUUCACAACUGGUUCCUGAUCAAAAAGUACUUUAUGAAAACAAAACGAAAUAUCGCAUUGACGAAGCCGUAAGAAAUGACUUAAAAAAACGAGGUCACAACGUCAUUGGCAGUAAUUUGUUUGCUGUGGUGCAGGCGAUUUCUAGGGAACCUGACGGAAUAUACGCCAAGUCUGACCCGAGAAAGUAUGGUGCACCCGCGGGUGAAUAGAAGUGCGAUCCCGAGACACUCGCCCGACAAAAACUCGCUUUUAAACCCUAUCCAAUGUGGUAACAACUUAUUUUCCACAAAUGAGCGGAAAGCUGCAAUAAGCUACUGAAUAAUGGCGCUUCACUAGGAUAGAAAAGACAUUUUCCUUUUCUUUUUUAUAGAAGUUCUGAUGCAUCUUUUGUCGAAAUUAACGUUUACUGUUAGAAUUUGAGAAUGAUUUAUGAUCCUUGUCCUUUGAUAUCGUUCUCCGAUUUGAAUUAUGUUAUUUUAAAUAGGCAGAAGCGUUAAAUUCAUUCGUCUUUUUCCGUUGAUUUAAUUUUCUUAGAAUUUCCAUUUUAUUAUGUUGGACUCAGCUCUGCAUGGACGAGUAGAAUUGGUUUGCUUACACGCUAUAGAUUUAAUAGAAUAAAACGAGGUCACAACGUCACUGGCAAUUUUAGUUAGUUAGUUAUCCUUAAGUAGUUAGUUAUCCUAUUUGUUAUAGAAUUAAUCUUUUAUUAUAACUAUUUAUUAAUGUAGUUUCCUCGAAGAUAUUAGCACCCGAGUGCUACACUGUAAAUUCGAGGGAAAAUAAAGUUUAUUGAUUGAUUGAA